Messenger RNA from Soboliphyme baturini, 573 nucleotides. The record is from the annotation of a GenBank genome assembly. NCBI's taxonomy places the organism in Eukaryota, Metazoa, Nematoda, Enoplea, Dioctophymatida, Soboliphymatidae.
GGAAACCUGCGUUCACUCAGAAAGAUGGCAACUGAGUUCAGCGAACUGUGUUCUAAGUUGAUCACGAAGAUUUAUAUUUUGGCUAUCCGACAUAAUUUUGCAUUAUUUUCUUCUAGGGACAUUUUGCCGGUACUUGAAGAUCCAACUUUAAUGUGUGAAUUAUGCUAUGCAAUUAGUGACCAUUGUAGAAAGUUACCUUGUCCUCUAGACGCUAUUUUGGCUCUUGAAGCCCGUGGCUUCCUGUUUGGACCUACAGUGGCCAUGAACCUCAAGAUUCCGUUUGUUCCGGUUCGUAAGAAGGGCAAACUGCCCGGACAAACUAUUCAGGCCAGCUACGCGAAAGAGUACGGACUGGACGAACUGGCGAUUCAACGGGAGGCACUGAAGCCUGGAAUGUCUGUUUUGAUCUUAGAUGACUUGAUAGCAACAGGAGGCAGUUUACGAGCGACAGUCGACCUUGUACAAAAAGCGGGAGCAAAGGUGGCCGAAGUGUUAACCAUUAUUGAGUUGAAAGAUCUGAAAGGCAGGGAAAAGCUUCAAGAUGUGCCGAUCACCUGUAUAUUGCAGUACUGA